GGAGGAGCCGCCUCCGCCGCAUCAAAGAGACCGAAUUCCCGCGGCCUGGGGGGGAGUCAUGCUUGGCGGUCUGUAAUGUCAGCAGAACAGGAGAAGGAUCCCAUUUCGCUGAAGAGAGUUCGAGGUGGUGAUAGUGGACUGGAUGGGUUAGGAGGACCAGGUGUGCAACUAGGAAGCCCAGACAAGAAAAAACGCAAGGCGAAUACACAGGGACCUUCUUUUCCUCCAUUAUCUGAGUAUGCUCCACCACCAAAUCCAAACUCUGACCAUCUAGUGGCUGCUAAUCCAUUUGAUGACAACUAUAAUACUAUAUCCUAUAAACCACUACCUUCAUCAAAUCCAUAUAUUGGCCCUGGUUAUCCUGGCUUUGGAGGCUAUAGCACAUUCAGAAUGCCACCUCACGUUCCCCCAAGAAUGUCUUCGCCAUAUUGUGGUCCUUACUCACUCAGGAAUCAGCCACACCCAUUUCCUCAGAAUCCUUUGGGCAUGGGUUUUAAUCGACCUCAUGCUUUUAACUUUGGGCCACAUGAUAAUUCAAGUUUUGGAAAUCCAUCUUAUAAUAAUGUACUAAACCAGAAUAUUAACAUGCCUAAUCAACAUUUUAGACAAAAUCCUGCUGAAAACUUCAGUCAGAUUCCUCCACAGAAUACCAGCCAAGUAUCUAAUCCUGAUUUGGCAUCUAAUUUUGUCCCUGGAAAUAAUUCAAGUUUUACUUCUCCAUUAGAAUCUAAUCAUUCUUUUAUUCCACCUCCAAACACUUUUGGUCAAGCAAAAGCACCACCUCCAAAACAAGACUUUAGUCAAGGAGCAACCAAAAACACUAAUCAAAAUUCAUCUGCUCAUCCACCUCACUUAAAUAUGGAGGAUACAGUGAAUCAGAGCAAUAUUGAAUUAAAAAAUGUUAAUCGAAACAGUGCAGUAAAUCAAGAGAACAGUCGUUCAAGUAGCACUGAAGCUACAAACAACAGCCAUGCAAAUGGGACACAGAACAAGCCACGACAACCUAGAGGUGCAACAGAUGCCUGCACCGCUGAAAAAAGCAAUAAAUCCUCUCUCCACCCAAGCCGUCAUGGCCAUUCGUCUUCCGACCCAGUGUAUCCUUGUGGAAUUUGUACAAAUGAAGUGAAUGAUGAUCAGGAUGCCAUCUUGUGUGAGGCCUCUUGUCAGAAAUGGUUUCAUCGGAUCUGUACUGGAAUGACUGAAACAGCUUAUGGCCUCCUAACAGCAGAAGCAUCAGCAGUAUGGGGCUGUGAUACCUGUAUGGCUGAUAAAGAUGUCCAGUUAAUGCGCACUAGAGAGACUUUUGGUCCACCUGCAGUGGGCAGUGAUGCUUAAUCACAGGCAUUAACUAAAGUGGAGUUUUUCCUCUGUGUAUUACAGAGGUUCGGUGACACAGGAUUUUAAUGUUUUACAUUAUUUUUUUUAAAUGCACACAAAAAACAUUAUUUACCUUUUAGUUUUUAUUAAUAUUUCACUUCAUUACUAGUAUAACUUUGUAUUGUCAUUGUUUUCUCUCUUAAAUGAGAAUAAUGUAUGUGGGGUUCUUUAGAAACAAAUGUUAGUAGUUAUUUAUCAUAAACAUAAAAGCCUCUUGAAGCUUCAAAAUAAUAUAACAAAUGUAGGCAAGUUUUAACUUUUAAAAGUUAGAAGCAUUGAAAAUGUGUAUUUCAGUGCUGACUUUGGCUGUUAAACAUUUAGUUAAAAAGUUUUUGGAGGAUCCAUUUAAAAUGUUCCCAAACAUAAUAUGUGUAGGUAUAACAUGGGGGAAAGCAUACAUUUUAAUGGAUUUUUUUUUAAAUAAGAAGAGUAUGACACCAGAUUCCUCCUCCUCUAGGGUCUUUGAAAUUAGUGAAUUUCAUACUUUAAAAUUAGACUUUCCAGUAUAUCUGUACAGAUAUGACACAGAGAGAUUUUAGCAUAUAGAUUCUCAGCAUUUGCUUAUUAACUUGUGGAUUGUAUCACAUGAAAUUGCUAAUAUUAGAUCAAUUGAAAAUUGACUGCACUUAAUAAAGUUGACUUAAAGUGUGUUUCCAGUUGUACUAUUUAGAAUUACGAUAGUAUUUUGGUCUUAUUUUUCUUUGAAUAUUGAGUUGUUUUGUUAUUGUUGUCCAGAGAAAUAAAUAAUAGUGUCCUCUGAAGAAUUGUGAACACUUUCUUUUAUAUGACUUUAAACUGGGACAUAGUGCAAAUAGGAAGGUAUAAACACCAGUUUUGACUUUAGUGGACUCUGCUGGCAAAAGAAAUAACUACUCAAUGGUGAUUUGAAAAAUCUUGUUAUGGGGAUCUGAAUUUCCAAAACGUACCUCAGGGAAGAUCAAAAUCCAUUUAAACAAAGACCAAUUAAGAACCUAGGUGAAAGCUAACUUGUAAACAACCAGUAAUUUGAGGCCUUGCUGUAGGCUAAGGAGUUUUUGCUGUGACUGGGAAAUGUGUAAAAAUGGAUCUGAGAGUAUACUCUAGAGAGAGAGAGAAAGAACAGGUAUGCUCACUAAGAUUCAAAACAAAGAAAAAAAAAAAAAAGCAAAACAUGUUGAGAGCAGAUCAUAACUGGUGACCAAAAAAAAAACCAGAAAACAAAAAAACAACCCAAAUAAAUUAGACAAUAUAGUAUGACAAUUGAUAAUAAUUUAUACAAUGAUUGAAUAUUGAUGAAACUCCCUAUAUAAUAAUGCACCACAAUUAUCAUUGCAAUCAAAAAAGUUUGGAAGACGAUGGUGAUCUGUGAAGGAGAUAAUUACUACAUUUUGAACCUGGGGAAACAGUGAUAGCAGUAGCAUGUUGUCAAGAAAUCUGAAUUCUUUAUGAAAAUUUUGUUUGUUAACCAACAUCCUUGGUUAACAAACAUGAACCCUCAUUUUUACAUGACAGUACUUUACAUGUCGCAAGUCACUAAAGCAAAGUCAAUUGAUUUGGGCUGUGAAAUUUUGUCAUAUCAAUCAUAGUCCCUGGACUUUUUUUGUGUGUGUGUGGUGCUGGGGAUUGAACCCAGGGCCUUGUGCUUACGAGGCAAGCAUGCUACCAACUGAGCUAUAUCCCCAGCCCUAGUCCCUGGACCUUUAAUGAACUACCAUCUUUUUGAUCAUUUGGGGCUUUUUCUAAGAAACAACAUAUUCCCCAACUGAGAAUCAGUAACUGGAGUAUUUGAACAAUUUAUAUAUUCUAAGAAAAGGAUGAAUUAUAUAAAAAUGGAGAAAACUGCUAAUGCUUCUGAUACAUAUUUUGAUGGAGAAAAACUUACUUUAAAAAUAGUGUUCUAAUUUUGACCUACAAAACAGCAAUUUCAUAUGGUACAAGGUAAUAGAUGGCUUGUUCCUUUUACCCUCAACUAGUUAGAGGUGAGUACAAAAUAUUUUCAAUAGUUGUAUUAUGUAUAUCUUCACAAUUUUAGGAAAUGAAAUGAUAUAAAAUCUAAUACUAUGUGUUCUUUUUUGUGAAAACUUUACCAGUUGAAGCAGGUCAAAAUGCAUUGUUUUGGGCUGACUUUGGCAUUUGAUUAUGUUCAGUACAUACUUGAAGAUCCCAUUUUGCUGACUUUGUAGUUUUGUUAGAGAUAUAUAAUUUUCUAAAUGUUGAAGGACCUAGUUUUGUUUUUUCUGAAAUAUUCUUGAGUAACAAUUUUUAAGAAAUGAUACAGUGCAUGCUAUAUCACUACUCUUUAGCAUCAGAUCAUGACUUUUUUGACUGAAUAGAACUAGUUAGAUAUUGUUAGUGGAAACUUCCAAUGCCCUCAGGAGUUAACACUUGAUGUGGUAGGGUACUUGAUUUAUGCUCAUUGCUAAAAUUGUAUGCAGUUUCUUAAAACCUUCAUUGCUUACAGUUUACGUAGUUACCUAUUUUUGUGAAAAUGAAAUAACCUCUGCCAAGCUAAUCUAAAGAUAUUUAUGAGGUGUUUCUUUCACUUUCUAUCUCCAAGUGGUUUUUUAAAAAUCGUCUAAACAAACCAAUUUUUAUUCAAGUAUUUAGGUUUUCAAAAUACCUUACUUAAGUAAGAAUCUAAUGGUUCUAAAGGAAAAACCCAUGACAGAUUCUGGCACAAAUCAGCCAAACUGUAGUCAUUGCUGACAAACAUUUUCAUGUGUUUGAAUUAAUUUUCUUACUAAUUCUACAUUUGUCUCUACAAAACUCUUAAGUCAAAAAUCAUAUAGAUGCUAGAUACUGAGGGGUAGGAAAAAUGAUGAAUUCUGAGAAUGACCCGAAAAUUUGUCCAACUUAUGACAAAGAAGACUUAAACAAAUUGAUAGUUUUCUUAGGAAAAGUGAUGAGCCGUUCUCAACUUUAAAAAUAUGCAGUGAUAGAUACAGGUGGUGGAAUUGUACCUUUUGGGGUAUUAUCCCUUUCCUUCACCUCAUCUCACAUGCACAUGUAUAUAUACAAGGACAUACAACCAAGUAGGAAAUUAGAGUUUCUCCUACAUUCUCAAGUGUUGCUGAAGUUUAAACUGGCUAAAAAUAUUUAGCAUCUAGGCUCCCUCACUAAGGUCAGGUUACUGAUGAAAAGUUGUCAAGCAUCAGUUCCUUUCUUAGGACUUGUUUUACUCAUUAAUGAUUCCUGGUCCACAUGCUUCUAGAUAUUACUGGACACACUAAUACUGAAACAGCUUAGUCUAUAAUAGAAAAUUAAUUGUUCUUCAGAUAGAGUGCUUAGAAUUAGAUUUGUGAUCAGUGAUUUCCUUUUGAGUAAAAUGCUUUAGAAUACUAAUAUUAUGAUUCUUAUUACCCAAGCUAGGAAGUUAUAAACAUGAAAUGGAAGAUUUUCUUGUACUAGUGCUUAGUCUUCAUAGAUAAGCACAAUAUAAAUAAAUCCAGUUUUUUUGGUAGCCUUCUAUCCAGACUCUCAAUUUUGCUUAGUGGCAGGAAAAAACUCUAGUAUGGAUCACCAUGAAAUCUGCUGACUUUAAUCAUCCACAUAAAAUAAGUACCAAGAGUCUUCAUAUAACAUGCUUUCAAACUUUUGUGUCUUGAACAAAUUAGAAUGCUAGUAUUUAUUAUCCAACAUACUAACUGUAUUUAAUAGUAAGAAAAUACAUAAGCAGUGAUUUUUUAAAAGGGAGUUAUAAAGUAUUUUGGAUUUCUUUUGCAAUGUACAGAGGUUUCAUAUGCAUGAGCAUUUGUGCUAUUUUAGACUUUUUUUUUUUAAUUAAAAGAAGUUGAAGAGCAUCCAGGCUCCCAAAGUUCAUUUGUAAAUAGUGGCUUGGAACUCUAUAUAAAAUGAUUAUAUUCCUAGGGAAGCUCAUAAAGACUUAUUUAAACCAUAAUGUAGUUAACUGCUGUUAUCAUACCAGGCUCUCUGUUUUCUUAAGGAAACCAGUCAUGUAAGAGAAAGAAGCAGAGGUCUCUCCUUUUUUCUGAUGUGCUGAGGAAGGUUAAAUUCUGUCCUGUGGGUUGUUUCCCAGUGGCUCUUUUACCAUCUUAAACUCUCUGGUGUAGCACUGCAUAAACAGGCUUGUCUUUCCCCCUCCUGGAUGCUCUGUCUCUCAAAUUUUCCUGUCCUUCCUCUAAUCAGAAAUUGUUUGGUGGUAUCUGUUGGCUAGAUUUAAGAGAAAAGCAUUUUCUGCUGAGAUAUGAGUGAAGAUAAUGGAGAAAGUGACUUUUUUAAAAAACAAAUCUUUGGGAUGGGGAGGUAGUUCAGUCGGUAGAGUGCUUGCUUUGCAAGCACAAGGCCCUGGGUUCGAUCCCCAGCACCUCAAAAAAAAAAAAAAUCUUCAAAAUAAUCUUUAAUAUUAUCAGUAUGACCAUAUUUUA
Sciurus carolinensis (gray squirrel) is the source of this 5741-nucleotide messenger RNA. RefSeq names its product pygopus family PHD finger 1 (gene Pygo1). The record is from RefSeq and is a predicted model, not a curated record. The coding region runs from base 76 to 1335 and encodes 419 amino acids. The transcript has 3 exons. Lineage: Eukaryota; Metazoa; Chordata; Mammalia; Rodentia; Sciuridae.